GGAUGAACAGGAAGGAAAUUCACAUGGCCCCAUUUCAUGUCUACUCAGUAGGCCCAUGAUUUGAUCUCCAGCUUCCUCCACUGAUCCAUCGUUCCCCCACUUCAUCCUAUUCCUUUCACCUCUGUCCAUAUUUUUCUUUUCUAGUUUUAUUACUAUAUUAAUUUAAAAUUAUAAUAAUAAUCAUAUCAUAUUCCAUAGAGAAGAGAAGAAAAGAAAAAAAAAAAGAAAAAAUCAUUGAGGCAAUGUCAUCAAGUGAUAGAGGAAAAGGGUUUGCAGAAGGAGGAUCGUCAAGGUUCGAGAUGAUGGAUCAACAUCAUCAUCAUCAUCAUCAUCAUGAACAGCCGGCUCCCGCGGCCACUACUCCGAGCCGGUAUGAAUCUCAGAAGAGGCGUGACUGGAACACAUUCGGGCAGUACCUGAAAAAUCAAAGGCCUCCGGUGGCCCUGUCUCAGUGCAAUUGUAACCAUGUGUUGGAUUUUCUUAGGUACUUAGAUCAGUUCGGGAAGACGAAGGUCCACCACCAAGGCUGCAUGUUCUAUGGCCAACCCGAGCCCCCAGCCCCUUGCACUUGCCCGCUGAGGCAAGCGUGGGGGAGUCUGGAUGCUCUCAUAGGCCGCCUCAGAGCAGCCUAUGAAGAGAAUGGAGGGUUCCCAGAGACAAACCCUUUUGCGAGCGGUGCAAUAAGAGUUUAUCUGAGGGAGGUGAGGGAGUGCCAAGCUAAGGCUAGAGGGAUUCCUUAUAAGAAGAAGAAGAAUAAGAAAGCAGAUCAGGAUAAAGGGAUGAGUGAUGAAGCAACUAAUUCUUCUACUGGAAUGCAGUUUUAGUAGAUCUUCUUCACUCUUCUUAAUCCUUUUGUCCUUUUCUGAUAUGGUUGAAUGAAGAAUAAGCAAUGAAAGGAAUUUAAGAUAUAUGUUAAUCUGGGUGGCCAAUAUCUUGAAGUUUCAUUCUGGUGUUGAUUUUAAUUAGUGUUACUUUCUGCUUUUCUACUCUUACAUGCAUGAAUGGGGUUUGAUAGCUAUAUAAUCGAAGGAAAAAGUACGUACGUGUGCGUAUGUAUGUACGUGCGGACCUGAAUGAUAUGUAAUUGAUCAGUGAUCAUUUGUAGGCAACAUAUAUAUAUAUGCUGCCCUGGUAUAUAUAAUAAAGUUUUUAAUUUCAUUUGGGAAUUUUAAUCUUCGACACAUUAAUAAAUUAGUAUAUGUACUGCACCAGAACUCCUCUUAUAAAAAUUUAAUUUCGGUCUGUGCAUGAUCAUAAAUUUCUUAUUGA
Molecule: messenger RNA, 1269 nt
Organism: Cannabis sativa
Lineage: Eukaryota; Viridiplantae; Streptophyta; Magnoliopsida; Rosales; Cannabaceae
Product: protein LIGHT-DEPENDENT SHORT HYPOCOTYLS 10
Exons: 2
Coding region: 243-824 (193 amino acids)
Biological process (GO): response to light stimulus; mRNA transcription
Cellular component (GO): nucleus
Source: RefSeq, a predicted model, not a curated record